Messenger RNA from Sphaeroforma arctica JP610, 2241 nucleotides. RefSeq lists its product as hypothetical. Lineage: Eukaryota; Ichthyosporea; Ichthyophonida. The record is from RefSeq and is a predicted model, not a curated record. Gene Ontology annotation, biological process: mRNA export from nucleus. Gene Ontology annotation, cellular component: THO complex part of transcription export complex. The transcript is spliced from 10 exons. Gene Ontology annotation, molecular function: protein binding. Bases 1 to 2190 code for a protein of 729 amino acids.
AUGCGUAACACAGCAUCAGAGUGGUUGAAAAAGCCGCAGAAACAGAAACUGCUGUCUGCUCCCUGCUGGCGGGCCCUACCCCCAUCUCCUUCCACCUCAACACUCAUCCCCCAAUCACACCAUAUAGAAGACACACAGAACAAGCCAAUACCUACAGAUACGAGUGCUAUCUAUGGUUCGCAUCACAUCUUGAGUACGGUGAAACACGGACAGACCUUAUUACACACGAGCUCGCCGUUACCAGUACCACUACGCAGUUCGGUGCUUGCAGAUUCCUCGCAGUCUAUCGGUGUACAAGGUAACAAGGGUAUCAAGUCGUUCGAUGUGAUUUUAGACACACUCGCGUACAGCAAGGCACAUACCCGGUCACAUUCGUAUCCAGACCCGCACAACCACAGACACACACACAGACAGUCGCAUGGAGUGCACUCAAGAACUCACACUGGUCAUCACCUUUCAGAGCACUCGUGUACUAGCUCGCACCAUCAUCAUCAUUCACACUCACACCGGGACAGAUAUCCAGGGAAGAAUACUCCGAUACAUUCGCAACAUAGGAGGCACAAGGACGAUCACUCUAUGAGCGAACGUGUAUAUGGCGAUCUGCACGAGCAUUCAGCACUGACUAUUCACUCAGGUGUACGAAGCCACAUUCAAGAAACUUCAGAACGAGCAAUUGGAAUCUGCAUCCACAAAACCGCCAGACAGCCAACAUCGCCAUUGCCAGCACCCCUAGAUCCGGAUUAUACGUCGACGACGAACCAUACGGUAGCUGAGAACUCUACUGUCACGGCAUCGGCACACAGAGGUACUGUACCCCUUACCCACCCACACCGCGAACUAGCCAACACAUACACUAUUCCAGACACACUGACGGAGUCGGAGGAGACUUACACAUACGUACAACCAUCUGAUACUCACGAAAGCAAAACUAAGUCACUCGAGAGCAAUACUACUCUACACGAUAGUUGUAGUAGUUCACACGGAAGCAGAACUACUUCACGCGAAAGCAGAACCAAUCUACACGAAAGGAAAACUAACUCACACGAAAGUAUGUCCAGAGUAGAACACAGCCGCACAAGCGGUUCGCACUCCAGUGCCCGGCGGUCCCAACAGCCCACACAGUCGUCGCGGGGAAGCGAACGUUCGGGUACCAGAUCAUCACAGAGCAACGCUAUCUCGAAUAACAUAGAGUACACAGACAAGAGCGCGACACAGGCAAACAGCGCAAAGACCCACUUCUCGGCCGCGCUGACUAAAAACUUCAGAGGACACAAGGAUAAGAUCCGACAUGUGGCGUGGAGCUACGAUGGUACCCAGCUGGCGUCCGCCUCAAGUGACAACACAAUUAAAAUUUGGCAUCCGUUGUUGGCGCAAAACAACGAGAUCAAUUCGUUGACUGGCCACACCGGCCCAGUUGAACAUAUGAGCUUUAAUCCUAAGAUCUACAAUCAGCUAUUUACCUGCUCACAAGACAAGAGCGUACGCUUAUGGGACACCAAAACCGCUACAUGCACAAAUAACACCGCUACGAAGGGUGAGAACAUAUUUUCCGCGUGGUCGCCAGACGGGAAGUAUAUCGCCUUCGUCAACAGCAACGAUGUUUUGACUGUUGUAGAUGUGCGGAAGAUGGACACGCCAGUUAAAACGCAGAGCUUCAACGACGAGGUAAACCAGCUGUCUUGGAACAGCACUGGAGAGUUCAUUGUGCUGGCGAUGGGGUCUGGUAUGAUCCAGCCCAUUCCUUGGCCCUCGAUGGACCGUGUGCCACCCAUCAAAGCGCAUGGCGGCGGUUGCGUGUCUGUUGCAUUCGAUCCGAAGGGAAGGUACUUGGCCGUUGGGUCCGUGGAUACACAAACAAGCCUGUGGGAUUUGUCCGAAAUGGCCAGCUUGCGGACCUUCAACUCGUUAGGAACGCCCGUGGUGAGCCUUUCAUUUACAUUCUGCGGAACCUAUCUGGCUUCGGCCGCAGAAUUGGAUCAAAUAGAUAUAUCACACGUGGAAUCAGGGGAGUCGGUACAUCAAAUAGAACUGGAGGGCCAAUGCACGGCAGUUGCAUGGCAUCCAUCAAAGCACUUCCUUGCGUACACGGCGUAUUCGAGGACCCCGAAGGACGAUGAUCGUCGAACUAAUCCUUCGCCCGAGGUGAGUGUAUUCGGAUAUAAAGAUACCGGAAGGAAAAGCAAGGAUUAACAGCAUAAACACGACAAAUAUUAGGGUGGUUAAAUAAUAAAUGUAUGCAUA